GAGCGGCCCCGGCGGCGGCGGCGGCGGCGGCGGCGGGAGCGGCCCGGCCCCGCCAUGUGGUUCAUGUACGUGCUCAGCUGGCUGUCCCUGCUCGUGCAGGUGGCCUUUGUCACCUUGGCCAUCGCGGCCGGGCUCUAUUACCUGGCCGAGCUGAUCGAGGAGUACACGGUGGCCACCAGGAGGAUCAUCAAAUCCAUGAUCUGGUUCUCCUCGGCCGUGCUGCUGGGGCUGUUGCUGUUCGAGCGCUUCCCGGCCUCGCUGGUGCUCACGGGGCUCUUCAGUAACCUCGUGUACCUGGGGCUGCUGCAGAGCUUCCCCUGCAUCGUGCUCACCUCCUCCAACUUCCUCCUCUCCUGCGUUUUGGUCGUGGUCAAUCACUACCUGGCCUUUCAAUAUUUCGCUGAGGAAUUUUAUCUUUUCUCCGAGGUCCUGGCUUAUUUCACCUUCUGCCUGUGGCUGAUUCCCUUCGCCUUCUUCGUGUCGCUGUCGGCCGGGGAGAACGUCCUGCCCUCCACGGUGCAGCCCGGAGACGACGUCGUCUCCAAUUAUUUCACCAAGGGGAAAAGAGGGAAACGCUCCGGGAUUCUCCUGAUUUUCUCCUUCAUCAAGGAAGCCAUCCUGCCCAGCAGGCAGAAAAUUUACUGAAAUCCGGGAAUUUUCGGGAAUUUUCGGGAAUAUCCAGAAGAUCCCGCAGCCGGAAUAUCCCAAAUUUCCGCCCCUUUUUUUUUGGGAAUUCUUUGGGAAUUCAGAGACUUGGACACUCCCGGAGGUGCCGACCGCGCUUGGGGUUUUUUUCCUUGCUGAUGCCUUGGGAAUGUUUUCAUGGAAAAUCUUGGGAAUUUUGGGGAUUUCCCCAGUUCCCUGAGGGUUUUUGGGUUUUUUUGGAGCUGCUUCUGGAUUUUCCUGAGGGUUCCACAGAGCCAUGAAUUUUUAAAAAAAUGGGAAAAAUCGGGAUAAAUCCCGAGGAUUCCACGCUGUCCCUUCAUUCCGGUUUUCCAGAAGGAAUGAUCCCAAAAUAAAAAAAAAAAAAAUCAGGAUUUGGGGUGGUUUAAAUCCUGGAAAUUCCCGUUUUUCCCCUCCAGCAAAACCUUGGGAAGGAGUUGAUGGGAAUCUCGGUUUUUCCAGGGAAUUCCCAGAAUUUUUCUGAUCCUGCGAGCGAGGGGGGAAUGUUGAGAAUUCCCAGAUUUUUUUUCCUUCUCCCUUUUCCAAAGGAUGAAAAAUCCUCAGAGGGAGCUGCACAUUUCUUCUUUCCCAUCCGAAAAUUCCCGUUUUUUUUUUUUUUCCGGAUUUUUCCAUUCCCGCCUCAGCCAGACUUGGGAAUUCCCAAUCCAGAACAUUUUUUUGAGGAAUUCCCCAAACAAAUUCUUUUGGAAAAGCUGGAAUUUUUCUCCAAGACCUCUUGGAUUGGGAUUUUUUGAUUUUUUUUUUGGGAUUUUUUUUUCCCCUCUGGAUUUGCUGGAAAAUUCCAGGAUGGGAAUGAGGAAAAUCAGGAAUUCCUGAUUUCCUUUGAAUCCCGGUUUUCCUGGGAAUUUUUUCCCCCAGCUGUUUUUCCAUCUUUUUUUCCAACCUGGAUUUCAAGAGCCGAAUCAGAUUUUAGGGAAAUUGUGGAAAUCCAUAAAUAUUGAACCAGGAAAAGGAAAUUUGGGAUGAAACCCCCGGAAAUUUGGGAAAAACUUUCCCAGAAAUUGAUGAAUAAAGUGGAGAAAUCCUG
Molecule: messenger RNA, 1711 nt
Organism: Camarhynchus parvulus
Lineage: Eukaryota; Metazoa; Chordata; Aves; Passeriformes; Thraupidae
Product: protein TEX261-like
Biological process (GO): endoplasmic reticulum to Golgi vesicle-mediated transport
Cellular component (GO): COPII-coated ER to Golgi transport vesicle; endoplasmic reticulum membrane; Golgi membrane
Molecular function (GO): COPII receptor activity
Source: RefSeq, a predicted model, not a curated record